UUUAAAUUACCUAGUAAAAAAAUUAUUUAAUAGUUAUGAGUGCACGUGCUUGUAGUUAAAUUUGGCGAAAAAUAAGGCACAUUAAGGGACAAGAUAUUUUCAUCCCCAGCCUUGUAACAGUUGCUGUAUGAAAAAAGACAUUAAAAAGAUGUUGAGGAGGUCCAGGAGUUUUUGUCGUUUAAGGACUUGCAGGACUCUCGUCAUUAGGAAGGCAACGAGUUGGGACGGACUGGUGGACCGUAUUAUGGCAUCCAAUCCCUCGUUCUUUUGGAUUGAGUUGAAUAUUUGGCUGAUGGAUGAUGGAUUUUCUUCAAAGUACAUGUCCUCAAGCGAUCGUCGUGUUCCGACCAAUUUGCCUGUGAAAGAAAACUCCUUACAAACUACUAACUUAACAAUAUUUUGGACUGCACUUCACACUGAAUGGAGGUACUUCGAACUAAUCGCGUGCGGAGUUUUCGCUCAGCGUAUUGGGUUGUUGACUAUAGAAGUGAAAUUGUUCUUUCCAAAUAAUUCACAGUAACUUUGAAAAGUCUCCUACCGAUGCACUGGUGAUGAGAAUACUUUGCUUUACAGUGGGUGGCCUAUACGAAGAACAAGUCGAAUUUUAAAUUUAAAUUAACAUGGCAUCUUCGCGCGAAACGAAACGAGUUAUGAAGAUAGAAAUACUACAGUUUCAGCCGUAAUUAGUAAGCAACUAAAUUAUUUGUUUUUAAUAACAUA
This is a messenger RNA of Agrilus planipennis (emerald ash borer), 720 nucleotides long. RefSeq lists its product as uncharacterized. Bases 128 to 520 code for a protein of 130 amino acids. The record is from RefSeq and is a predicted model, not a curated record. Lineage: Eukaryota; Metazoa; Arthropoda; Insecta; Coleoptera; Buprestidae. The transcript has 8 exons.